GUAACUAUAGAUGAAACUGUUAUUUAUUAUGUUAGAUUCAAUUCACCAUAACACACAUCCAGAUUGCAUGAGGAAACACUACAUGGCAUGUGGGAGAGGACCUACUAAUAGUAAGCACUAUACUGUAUUAAAAACACAAUGUAAGGGGCAACAAUGUAGACCCAAAGUGGGCUAAAAACAAUGUUAAAAUAAAUAAAUAAGACUAAAAACACAACACUAGGGAUUUGUUCUGGUCAGUAGUGUACAUAUGGAAUAAUAAGAGAGAGGCAGAUAGAUACUAUAAGGAAAAUAAAAUAGGAAAGAGUUAGAGAAAGCCAUUAUUUACAACAGAGAGGGAAUACAAUGUAAAACAAAAGUCAGUUUGAUAUGGGAACUGUGCAAUCUGUCAAAAAGAGAAGUUAGGAAGUUUAAUGGGUACAGAGGUGACAGGAAGAGAAGAGUCAUGGCAAAUGAUUGCAACAUCGCAGAGUGUUGGGUUGUUUUGGUCCAGGGCCACAUAGAGACAAACACAUCCACUUAUAAUCAAUUUAGUGUGUCCAAUUUACAUAAUCCAUAUUGCAUGCUUUUAGACUGUGGGAGGGAACUGGAGAACCAGGAGAAAACCCAUGCACACAUGGGGAGAACUUGCCAGCUCCAUGCAGAAAGACCCUUGUGGAUAGACGGCUUUUGAUGAUUUCUUUUAAAGUGAAUAUACACAGAACCUUUAAUGUUGUUUUACAUGAUCUAGGUUGGCCUUGUGGAACUUUUAGGGUGCUUAAACAUGUGUGUCUGGGAAGCUCUGGCCUAAUAGUUUCACACUAAUGUGAUUUUGUUCUGUAAUUGUUAGGAUUUUUUUUAAAAAAAACUCACAAAAUGGCUGACAGCUAAUCACUUCCGGGUCAGCUCGCGCACACAGGAACCUUUCACUUUCAUCCUUGUUAUCAUUAUUGUGACUGUAACACACAGCAAACGAACCGAAGGCGCAACAACCGUCACACCGCUGCGGCAGACAUUAUUACCACUGCGGCGAAAAACCUCAGCACAGCGCGGGCGGUUUCUAACAAAAUGCCUUCUCCUAAAACUAAAAGCCCGGCUCGGAGCGGAGGAAGCCCGGUUCUCGGUAGCUCUAACAACGGACGCUACGAGUUCAUGUCGCUGACGAAGCCGAUGAACCGGUCCUCGCCGCCGCAUCUAAUCCAGCGACAAGGUUCCGACCCAGCUACAGCCCGGCUCCGAGCCUCUGAGAGCCCCACACGGCGCCGAGGAUCCAACUCGUCCACGGGCUCCGGGAGCGGUCUGCAGGAGGAAGACGGUAUACGGCUCAACCCGUCCUUCUUUCGCGUAGCGCUCAGCUCCCUGCUCGCCAUCGACCUGUGGCUGUCGAAGCGGUUGGGAGUGUGCGCCUGCGAGGACUCGUCGUGGGGAAGUGUGCGGCCGCUAAUGAAGCUGAUUGAGAUAUCGGGCCAUGGCAUUCCCUGGCUGGUCGGUACCGCCUACUGCCUGUUCAAAAGUGACAGCGCUGCGGGACAAGAAGUCAUGCUCAACCUGUUCAUGGGUCUACUCUUGGACCUCAUCCUGGUUGGUAUUGUCAAAGCAGUGGUCCGUCGACGUCGGCCAGCUCAUAAUCGCAUGGACAUGUUUGCUACCUUUUCUGUGGACCGCUACUCUUUCCCGUCUGGCCACGCCACUCGCGCAGCCAUGUGUGGGCGCUUCCUUCUGGCUCACCUCGUGCUGGCUGCCCCGCUGCGAGUCCUCGUCCUGCUGUGGGCCGGCCUGGUGGGGCUGAGCCGAGUGCUGCUGGGCAGGCACAACGUGACUGAUGUGAUGUUUGGCUUCUGGAUGGGUUAUUGGCAGUACAACCUGGUGGAGAUGCUGUGGCUCUCACCUCAGACCCUUCAAGGGAUUCUGGGACAGUUAGCUUAACAUGAAGAAGAGGCUGAAGAAGGAGGAGACAUGGCAGUUUGAAUUUUCAUUGUCAGAACACCUGCACAGCUCUUGUCCAUAGUUAAGACUGUCAAGAGAUGAUUAAUGGUUGUUUCACCAGAGAAGACAGAGAGCUGUAAAGACACCUGAAUCCAACUUCCACUCCUUAUUCAUCACACCAUGAUUUUAGGGCCCUUGCUGUAUUCACCUGUCCUUCUAGGCUAAAUCCAUUCUACUACGUUUUCAUUUGAAAAAAAAAAUGUAUUCUCAGAUUUAAACAUUUUUUUAAUGACAACGGACAAAUUAAUUGCCAAAUAACUGAUGGGAAAUGACAUGCGUGGUUAUACAAUUCAAAUGAAUCUCUAGUUAAAUUAAUUUUUUAAAAGUGGAUUAAAUAGAUUUGUCUCUUCAGACCAAAAUGCUGCCCCAUAAAAUAGGGAAAAAAGGGAACUGUGUAGAGGGUGCGAGUCAUGUUUUAAAAUGUAGUUUGCUUCCGGUUGCAAAACUAAUUCUGUAGCUUUGAGAUUUGUAAUUUGUUUGACCACCACUGUGUCCCUUUUUGGAAUGUACAGUCACUUGCAACCCAUCCUCCUAUUGGACAAUACCAGGAGGUUGUGGAGGGGGUGUGUGUUGAUGUCUAUGAUGGCAUGCAGCGUCCGUAAUGCCGCUCCCCCAGCUAACAACAGCAUAAAACAGUGCACUUGCCACUGUUGAUUGGUAGAACAUCUGCAGCAUGUCACUGCACACAUUGCAGGACCUGAGGAACCGCCUCAGGAAAAAGUGGCGACUCUGCCCCUUCCUGUACACUGCAUCUGUGUUAGCCCCAGCUAUUUGUGGGACUGCACAGUCUCUACCUCCACUCUCCCAGUGCAGACUGACUGCCAUGGUGUUUUUGAUCUCCUGAAGUCCACCACCAGU
Molecule: messenger RNA, 2820 nt
Organism: Solea solea (common sole)
Lineage: Eukaryota; Metazoa; Chordata; Actinopteri; Pleuronectiformes; Soleidae
Gene: plpp6
Product: phospholipid phosphatase 6
Exons: 2
Coding region: 1045-1902 (285 amino acids)
Molecular function (GO): sphingosine-1-phosphate phosphatase activity
Source: RefSeq, a predicted model, not a curated record